GUGUUGUUGUGUUUGAAUCAGCCACAAAAUGAAGCGCGACGUAUCCACAUCGACAAUUGGUCGGGACGAGGCCCGCCGUCCCCUGAUGGAGGCCUACAUGUUUCAGCGUCGUCUGUUGCUUGGCUGCAGUCUGCUGAUGGUCAUCUCGUUGCUUAUCUGGAUUGUGGCCAUAUCAACGGACCACUGGAUCAUUAUAUCCGGCGGAAAAGGCAUCUUUAUACCCGAGUCCCGACGCUUCUUCAUGUCCUCGCACUCGGGUCUGUGGCGGCAUUGCCGCAACACAAUCGUGCCUAAUGCCCUGAGCAAUGCGCAGGUGGUCCGCAACUUCAGCUCCAUGUCCUACACGUCCCAGAUUAACAUCAACGAUGCCAAGCGCAAUCUCUCCCACAUGGAGUUCAUCAGGGACUUUGCCCAGGAAAAGCUAAACGACUCGGACAGCUUCACGGAGUCGGCCCGCCGUCGAAUGUUCGCCCAUUGGGCACGGGGCGAGGAGGAGGAGUUUCAAACGUUUCGCAGCGCCUUCCGCAAGCUGGUCAUGUCCACGGAGGACAACCAGCGGCAGUUCAAUGCGACAGCCAUCAAGCCCAUACCCAUCGAUCCCUUGGACGUCAAAGGCAUCAUAGCGCGGCAGACGUUCGGCUCCGCCCUGCAGCGUGUCAAGUACAACAACACGUGGUCCUACUAUGUGAUCCCGGAGGUGGCUCAAGAGGCUAUAUUCAGCAACUGGACAGACUACCCGCUGGUGGUGCGUCUCCUGGCCACCUACAUUCGCGACAUCAACAUACCCGCCUUUGUGCUUAACGAUGAGCGUGUGAUUCUUAUCCUAGUGCCGCCACUGCCGCCGAAAAGAGGCGGUCACACAGCCUUUUACAGUUACAUACCCAAUCAGCGCUGCAAAUACAUCGACAUGUUCCCCAACUCCAACGCUUUGCGCAAUGAGCCCGGCUUUGACGACGAGUUAAUGGUGGGUUGGUAUUCUCUUUCAGAUUACAUACGAACGCAGGCAUCGUUUGCCUGCAUCACGCUGUUCGUCAUGAGCCUGGGCGCCGUCUUUUCCUUCUACACGUUCAUGAAUCCUCGCUACAUGUUCAAGCGUCUGGCCGGCGGCAUUCAUCUGGUGGCCGCCUCCACAGCGCUGGUAGUUAUCCAGGUUCUGUUCUCAUCCAUUGACUACACAAAGGAGCACCUGUUCUAUGCCUAUCCGGAUGGUGCGGAAUUAACUUAUGGAUAUGGCGUCUAUUUGGCCUGGUUCACGUUUGUGGAUAACAUUUUCUGCGGUCUCAUGUUCCUCUGGUACUCUGGCAAGAAGAAGGGUGCCAAAGCGCCUAACGACGAGGUGGCCAUGGCGGACGAGCCAACUAUCAUGGGCAGAUAAUAAGAGAAUGCCAAAGAUGACGAUGGCUCUCUUUGCCCUUCUUGCGACCAAAGACCAAAGCAACCAGCGUACGUUUGGUUUGCUUAUUCAUUAACAUUUUGUUAUUUGUUGUUUUCUUAAUAGAUGUACUUGAAAUGUUCGCUUUAUUACGUUAAGAAUGCAAUAAAGAAAUUAUUGGAUUUCA
Molecule: messenger RNA, 1559 nt
Organism: Drosophila subobscura
Lineage: Eukaryota; Metazoa; Arthropoda; Insecta; Diptera; Drosophilidae
Exons: 5
Coding region: 29-1375 (448 amino acids)
Cellular component (GO): plasma membrane
Source: RefSeq, a predicted model, not a curated record